AAAAAAAACCAACAACCCAACAACAACAGCCCCAAGAACCGGAGGCAUUAGAGCAGCUGAGCGAUUCGACUUCCUAGCACUGCUUUGUCGCAGUCUUUUCUUUCAGUUUUGGAUUUAUCUGGCCGAUUUUUUAAAAAAUCUGCAUUUACUUCUCCAAAUCAUUUUCUUUUCCUCCUUAAGAAUCCCAGGCUGUCCCCGUUUUGAGUAGCCGGCCGGGCCGUCUCUCCGCUUUUAAUCUCCAAUAUGAAGCUGAGGAUGGUUGUGGCUUGUUAACCCAAAGACACAUCUGCAGUCGAUGAAAACUUGUUUGUAAACCGCUCUUUGUGGGACAAGAAGCUGGAGGAGGCAUAGAGAUUUUUUAAAAAAAAAUAUUUAACACUUUUUAAAAAAUUUUAUUUUACGAUUUGAGAGAUCCUGGAUAAUUCUUUAUGGUGGUUUUUUCCUCCCCCAGAAAACAGCAAUAUUGAUUAUUUUUUUUGGGGGGGGGGGUGAGCUUUGAAUCAAAGCAGGUUUUUUAUUUUUAAAAAAUGGAAGUCGGACUUAAGCACGCCGUGUUUCGUCUAAGGUAGCGGUUGGGCUCCCCAAAGGUUAUUUUGAGGCUCGUUUUUUGCCCUUGGGUUCACCGCGUGCCUGGGAGAGAAGAAGGAUGAAGAUAUUCCAACACUGUUCGUUUGGUCGGGCAACCUGGAAGUGGCACAUUCAGGAUCCGGCAAGCCAGCGGUUGACAUGGAACAAACCCCCGAAAAGUGUUCUUGUGAUCAAAAAGAUCCGAGACGCCAGUCUUCUGCAGCCCUUCAAAGACCUCUGCAUUUAUUUGACCGAGGUGAACAACAUGCUGGUUUAUGUGGAGAAGAAAAUCCUAGAAGAUCCAGCCAUCAUGAACGACGAGAGUUUUGGGUCUGUGAAGAAGCGGUUUUGCACUUUCAGUGAAGAUUAUGAUGAUAUCUCCGAUCAGAUAGACUUUAUCAUCUGCCUGGGCGGAGACGGGACGUUACUGUACGCGUCAUCGCUUUUUCCGAGGAGUGUACCGCCAGUCAUGGCUUUCCAUUUGGGGUCUCUGGGCUUCCUCACCCCCUUCAAUUUUGAGAACUUUCAGUCUCAAGUCACCCAGGUCAUAGAAGGCAACGCGGCCCUCGUUCUCCGAAGCAGGUUGAAGGUGAAGGUGAUUAAGGAACACUGGGAGAAGAAAGCCGUAAUUCAGAACGGGAUUGAGGAAAACGGCGUGGUAUCAUCAGGCCUGGAAAAAGAAAUGUUUAAGCAAGCAAUUCAGUAUCUGGUCUUGAAUGAAGUGGUGGUGGACCGAGGCCCUUCCUCUUACCUUUCCAACGUGGAUGUCUUCCUUGAUGGUCACCUUAUCACCACUGUACAAGGCGAUGGCGUCAUUGUUUCCACACCGACUGGCAGCACGGCGUACGCAGCCGCUGCGGGCGCGUCCAUGAUCCAUCCGAAUGUCCCUGCCAUCAUGAUUACCCCCAUCUGCCCUCAUUCCCUCUCCUUCCGGCCCAUCGUCGUCCCAGCUGGAGUGGACCUGAAGAUCAUGCUGUCUCCAGAUGCCAGGAAUACCGCGUGGGUUUCGUUUGACGGGCGGAAGAGGCAGGAGAUCUGCCACGGGGACAGCAUCAGCAUCACAACUUCCUGCUACCCGCUCCCUUCGAUCUGCUUCCAAGAUCCCGUCAGCGACUGGUUCGAAAGCCUGGCGGAGUGUUUACACUGGAACGUUCGCAAGAAGCAAAAUCACUUUGCAGUCGACGAGGACGAAGAAUUUUGAGUGUGGGUGACCUCCUUUCUCUGUCUGUCUUGUGUCAUCCGUCUGUCCUUGAAAGGGACCAAGGCAAGCUGGACUGACUCCUGUUUUUAAAUCGCUUUUUGGCAUCUUCCAAAGUACUUUUUCCUCCAAUCUCUUUCGGAUGUAAACAAAAAAAAAAAACAAACAGCAGGUGAAGCUUGUAAGGGACGGGGCGACGUUUCGCCUUCCCUUGGAAGGAUAUCUCUUGCGAAGACCCUCCUUUGCUGUUGCAUGAAUCCUUUUGCAUCUGAAAUAAUUCCGACUUAGCCUGUUCCAAAUCCAUACUUGGAGCACAGCGGGGUUGAAAAUCCACCACGGUCCGAAAAAAAAAAAAAAAGGAAAGUCCGGGGGGGGAAAAAAAAAUAAAAAAUUGUGCGGACAUUCUUCCAACAACUCGACUUGUUCUGCGGUCAGGAUUCCUGCAAAGUUUGCUCCUUUGAGACUUUUCCCUACAGACUUGAUAUGGCCAAGCAUUGACAUGGUCCCAAAAAAAAAAAAAAAAACCCGGAUGGAGAAAGAGAGUAAAAAUCCCGAUUUAACCGCUCUCUGAGGACGGUCCUGUGAAAUUCUGCCAGACAGGGAAAUAGCUUAAAAAGCUCCUGUCCUAUUGCACCUGCUGUUUGAGAAUCCAGUGUUGCUGAGCUCUUUCCUUCUGGAUCAUUCAGGGCUGAAAAAGCUGUCCAAGGCAAGGCUGCCGUCGAUGGUUUUUUGAGGCCCUAAGGAGUACGAAGCUGUUACUGAUGGAAUGGAGGAUCCUGACAGCUGCAGCUGAAGUUAGGAAAAGAAAAGAAAAGAAAAUCCUUUGCAUUUUUGUCUUCAACAUACCGUUUGUCUUUUUUUCUUCUUCUUCCCCCUGUUGUUAUAUUAUCUUCUCUUCUUGUUGUCUAAGUUUCUAUCUCAUGAAUAUGGGGAGAAAAGAUAAAAGAGAUGGCUUUUACAAAGAUUAAUAAAGGGGAUCUUUCACACGAA
Molecule: messenger RNA, 2755 nt
Organism: Ahaetulla prasina
Lineage: Eukaryota; Metazoa; Chordata; Lepidosauria; Squamata; Colubridae
Gene: NADK
Product: NAD kinase
Exons: 11
Coding region: 647-1768 (373 amino acids)
Biological process (GO): NAD+ metabolic process; NADP+ biosynthetic process
Molecular function (GO): NAD+ kinase activity
Source: RefSeq, a predicted model, not a curated record